GAAAAAAGAUGUCUCUCAAAUUUGCAAUGGCAGCCGUGCGAUACAUUAGUAUAUAUUUUAGGCAACGUAAAGCCUCAGUCACAACCAGAAACACGUAUUUUUUCAAUGGUGCUUCGACUGCACUUUUCGCCAUAGGUGAUAGUAGCAGAAGGAGUUGAGGAAGGAGAAGAUAGCAGUCAAUUCGUUAAAUUGGAGUAAGAACAACGUAAGGUGACAGUACCACCGUGGUCAAAUGUCAUUUGGUUCGCAAAGACAUUGUUUUGUCUCGAGAUUAUUCGCGGACCAAUCACACGGCGCGUACAAGAAAUGUGUACUCUGUGACCUCAUUGUUGGCUGUCAGUGGAAGAGAAGAAGGUUCGUCUGAAGCAACAUGCCCUUUGUUGCAAAACAAGUAAGUGAAUUUUUUUAUGGUUCAUGAAGAUAGCCAUGCAGUUUUUCGAUUAGAUAGAUAGAUAGACGGCAGGUAGGCGUUAGAUAGCCAUGCAGUUUUUCGAUUAGAUAGAUAGACGGGCAGGCAGGCGUUAGAUGUUCCAGACAGUGUGAGGGGUGUUGUAGAAGAUAUGGGAGUUGGAGGGUUUGUAUAGUAAUUCUAUUGAUUUAUUGCAUUGAACAUAUAUGAUGUUAUGAUAACAAUGCACUUCAUAAUAUUCAUAUAUGAUGUAUUUCAAUUCCGAUGAAAAUAUAUAAUUUACUUCGAUCUUUUUUCCCAUUAGCACCACCCCUGUUUCAGACAGCAUGGAAGAUUUUCCGAACGAUAGGAGAAAGUGAUGGAUUGGAAUUUUCAAUCUUCUUUGAAGGUUUUGCAGACCCUCAUCCAGCACCUUAUCCAGCACCUCAUCCAGUACCUUAUCCAGCACCUCACCCAGCACCUUAUCCAGCACCUCAUCCAGUACCUUAUCCAGCACCUCAUCCAUCACCUUAUCCAGCACCUCAUCCAGCACCUUAUCCAGCACCUCAUCCAUCACCUCAUCCAGCACCUUCACAGGAACCUGCCGUGCGUUCAUUUAUGGUCGACUUCGAAGCGGGGAUAAGGAAAGCUCUGCGGCGUGUAUUCCUCGAAACUUCUAUCACAGGAUGUGCGUUUCAUUGGAGGAAGGCAGUGUUCCAGAAGGUGCAGAACUUGGGGCUCCAGAUUCCAUACCAGGAGCGAGCAGAUGACGUCAACCAAUUUGUCCGCAAAGUGACAGCCGUUCCACUCCUGUCCGCAGAGCACACCUGGGCAGCGUUUGAUCACCUUGUCCUGUCGACAGCCCAACAACCCCUCCUCUUGGACCCCCUGUGCUAUGUGGAGGACACGUGGAUGAUGAGUACCGUGUGACCUAUCGAGUCCUGGUCCGAACAUGUAUAUAAGCGAACGAUCCGGACCAACAACGUGACGAUACCGAGGGGUAGCAUAUCCGGAUGAAUGUAGACAGGACACAGAUAUUUGAAUUUUGAAUAUAUUGAGGGGAAAACUAUUUCAAAAUAAAUUAUUUAUAAAGAAUAUUUAAUAAAAACAUAGAAUAUUGUGUAAAAUUCAUAAAAUGCCCCCCGGCAAAGGUAACACAUUGAUAAUUCCUUUUAUUUAUUAUCUCAGGGGCGCGUCAAGGUCAACCUGUAUUUGUUGGUAGAGUUUCUUAUGAAAUAAGCCGAUCUGCGCCCUCUGCAGUGAGAGGAAACUGUAUAGAUACCAGCAGAAGUCCGCCAAGGAGGUCAUCUUAAUUCACGCCAAGAUCGUCAAAGUAUGGGAUGAGUACGAAGAAGGCAGUUUGUCAACGGAAUCUCUUCAGAAAAAGCUCGACAGCCUAUACCCCCCCCCCCCAGGUGAGGAGUACAGGAAUAUUAAUUAUUGCUAACUUGAUAUUAUAUGUUCAUUUAUUUUUCAAUAUAUACUUGUAUAUUUUGUUACUAUGUAACCUUAUAGUUUGUUUGUGCAUAUAUUUGUUUUGUUCACUUGUAUAAUUUCUUACCAUGUAACCUUAUAGUUUGUUUGUGCAUAUAUUUGUUUUGUUCACUUGUCUAAUUUCUUACCAUGUAACCUUAUAGUUUGUUUGUGCAUAUAUUUGUUUUGUUCACUUGUAUGAUUUCUUACCAUGUAACCUUAUAGUUUGUUUGUGAAUAUAUUUGUUUUGUUCACUUGUAUGAUUUCUUACCAUGUAACUUUAUAGUUUGUUUGUGCAUAUAUUUGUUUUGUUCACUUGUAUAAUUUCUUACCAUGUAACCUUAUAGUUUGUUUGUGCAUAUAUUUGUUUUGUUCACUUGUAUAAUUUCUUACCAUGUAACCUUAUAGUUUGUUUGUGCAUAUAUUUGUUUUGUUCACUUGUCUAAUUUCUUACCAUGUAACCUUAUAGUUUGUUUGUGCAUAUAUUUGUUUUGUUCACUUGUAUAAUUUCUUACCAUGUAACCUUAUAGUUUGUUUGUGCAUAUAUUUGUUUUGUUCACUUGUAUAAUUUCUUACCAUGUAACCUUAUAGUUUGUUUGUGCAUAUAUUUGUUUUGUUCACUUGGAUCUGUUUAGUUUGUCUUGACAUUUCUGUAAUGAUUUGUUUCUUUUACAUGUAUAUAUUAUGUUUAUAGAUCUAUAGAUAUUUAUUAAGGUAGGUAAAUACUAUUAGAAAUUUCUGUCAAUCAAUUUUUUUUCCAUUUAAAUAACUUUAACAACUCAUAAACUAACUAAAAAGUCCAUAUAAGACAUACCUUUGCAGGUUUAUUUUUAUACUAUGUGCUACAGUUGACAUAUACCCCCAAAUGCAAAAGCCAAAUUCAAACACAAGAAUGCAUUAUCUCAUGUUUUAUUAAAAAUAUGCACCAAAGCACAUCAUAUUAAGCUAUAAUAUAUAAAAACCAAUAGCUAUUCAUUUACUGAGAGAAUUUUUAAAGAUAUUCAAUUGAAAACAUACACAAUUGCUGUUUAAUCUGCUCACAUCCUUCAGAAAAAAAUCACAGAAUAUCGCAAUUUUGAAAAAUUCUCAAAAUCUAAAUUGUUUACAUGCCAGUUUUUCUUUAAAAAUAUUUAGAAUUAUAUCUAAGGUUAACAAAAAAACAUAUUUUACCAUAGUUGACCAGAGAUAUUUUGCAAAAUGGUCUCUUGAAUAUGUAAACCCCCAUUUUUAAAUUUAAGUUUUACAAUUAUUCUUUGCACACUUUGAAAAUAGUAAAUUGUAACAGCAAAUACAGUCUUAAAAUCAAGAUUAACAGAAUAUGACAAUAUAUAUAUAUGCAAAACAUACUGAAAAUUUUGUUCUACCAGACAAUUAGAACACAAGGGGGGGGGGGGGCACCCCCACCCCUUCCUUUUUCUCACAAUUUUUUUUAGUGUGUGUGUUAUUCUUUUUUUGUUUGGCUAUCAAUCAUAUAAUGCAUAAAAAUACAUACAUGCUAUCUCAUACUUAUAGAAAAAAUAAAUAUAGUGUAACAUA
This is a messenger RNA of Ostrea edulis (European flat oyster), 3397 nucleotides long. RefSeq lists its product as uncharacterized. Bases 674 to 1318 code for a protein of 214 amino acids. NCBI's taxonomy places the organism in Eukaryota, Metazoa, Mollusca, Bivalvia, Ostreida, Ostreidae. The record is from RefSeq and is a predicted model, not a curated record. The transcript has 4 exons.